Messenger RNA from Phycodurus eques (leafy seadragon), 3309 nucleotides. It is a transcript of the gene josd2, whose product is annotated as Josephin domain containing 2. The record is from RefSeq and is a predicted model, not a curated record. The transcript has 4 exons. Gene Ontology annotation, molecular function: cysteine-type deubiquitinase activity. Bases 288 to 905 code for a protein of 205 amino acids. Lineage: Eukaryota; Metazoa; Chordata; Actinopteri; Syngnathiformes; Syngnathidae. Gene Ontology annotation, biological process: protein deubiquitination.
UUCCGGGUUGAGGAUGUAGCUGUCAUUCCCGUAUAACACUCACUACCUUCUUGUUUUUGGCUGGGAAUCGCUUGGUCAGCGGCUUAUUUUAUUCGCUCGCAACAACACUGCACGCGCGUUGGAGAAACACGCCAAACAUUUCACUCAGUGUUUUAAUAUUUUUAAUAGUUGUUUGCUUGGCGUGCGCCGUAGUAGCAAUGUUAGCUAGCUAGCUAUGUGCUGCUGAUGUUGUAUGUCACUCGGCUGCCGUAAAGGUUUGCUAUUAUUGUUAUUAUUUUAUUCUUAUCAUGAGUGAAGGGGAAGUGUUCCACGAGAAGCAGCGUCUGGAGCUGUGCGCCAUCCAUGCGCUCAACAACGUGCUCCAGGAGCGGGUGUUCACCAAAGAGACGGCCGACGACAUCUGCAAACGGCUGGCUCCACAGUGUGUGGUCAACCCCCAUCGCUCUGUGUUAGGCACUGGCAACUAUGACGUUAACGUCAUCAUGGCUGCCCUACAGAGCAGGGAGCUGGCAGCCGUGUGGUGGGACAAACGCAGGACGGUCGCGAGCCUUUGCAUCUCCAAGGUGCAGGGCUUCAUCCUCAACGUCCCUUCAUGCGUGUCGCUCGGAAUCCUGUCGCUGCCGCUGCCGCGGCGGCGCCACUGGCUCGCCGUCCGACAAGUCAACGGGCAGUAUUACAACCUGGACUCCAAGCUCAAGAAUCCCGUGUGUAUCGGAGGGGAGGCGGAACUACAAAGGUUUCUGAGCGAGCAGCUCUCUCAGGACGUGGCCGAGAUGCUCCUGGUGGUGCGGCGGGAGGUGGAGGAGGACGGCUCCUGGCUGAACCCCGACCCCGCCGGUGACGGGGCCAACAGUACUGCCGUGAGAGCAAAACUAAGGACUUUUUUUCUUUUUUUUUUUUUUUAAACACCUCAUGGCAGAAAAGUCUUCAGGGAACAAAACAUUUAAUGACCACACACGCGCCAAAGAGAAGCUUGUACGGAAAGCUGGUUGAAUUAUCCAUCUUAAGGUCCACGUACUAGUACGGUCUUGGUCCUCACUAGUAGAACGACUGUGUCUUGCUAGUAACGUUUUUGUCCACUCCUGCUUUCCACUACUGUCUGACAUUUCAGCACACUCGUAGGCCAACUAAAUUUUACUACUGAGGCAAAACUGCACAAGUUGAGAUCCGCAUGCUACUAGUGAAGAACUAGAUGCUUACUAGUAAAAUUUUAUAAUGCCAAUAGUAAUAUCAAAAGUAGACAGUUGUUAAUUAGUGCACAGUUUUGUCUCACUAGUAGUCGUAAAGUUUUUUUGCCUGCUACUAGACGAGCCACUUUUGGCCUACUAGUAUGCAAUAAACCUCAUACAAACCUUAACAGACCUUAAUUACUGUGCUGGACUAGCAACACUUUACAAGUAGAAGGCAUGUGGCAUGCACUAGUCGCCUCCCUUUCAGAGAUAUUGAAUAAAUGGCUUUCCUUUGGUAGCAUUUAUUUGAUAUCCUUAAUAUCCAGCUCAUGGCCCAUAUACUAGUACACACUUUGUCCUAACUAGUAGGACAACUUUGGCAUACGAGGACAAUUACAAUUUGCUAGUGGGGGAGAACUGCGCUAGUUGACAUCUGCAUGAUGAUAGAUGUUAAUUAGUAGAGAGUGAUAAUGUCAAUAGUAGGAAAGCAUUGGCAUACUAGUCAUAGAACUACGUUUCUCGUGAGGCAAUACUGUGGACUAGUUGACAUCUGUGUGCUACUAACAAACUAUUUGUUAAAUAGUAUAAUAAUAGUCUUUAAUGGCACUAGUAGCACACAGUUGUCAACUAGCUCAAUGUUUUUGCCUCAGUUGUAACAUGUAGUUGUCCGACUAGUAUGCCAAUGUUGUCCUUGAUAAGGAGGCUACUUGUGUGUGACACAUGCCCAAUAGUUGGAUGUAGUAGUAUUACUCAUGCCGUACAGUUGAGUUUAGCAGUAAGGCUUUAUCACAUACUAGUAGGCCAAAAGUGGCACUAGUAGUGGAUUAAAAACUAACAAGACUCAGGCGUCCUACUAGUGUGCUAAAUUGUCUUACUAGUGAGGAUGAAGAGUGUACUAGCACAUGGACCUCAAGAUGGAUAUCAAGGGCGUCCACUAAAUUCUCAACCCGGGUUUCCAUCAGCUUGUACACUCGUGACAUGACAUGACUAUCCGAUGAUUGUAACUUUUCAGCCAAAGCUAAGCUAACGUGUGAAGCCACUUUGGUCUUAUUGGCGUUAUGAGCGUUUGAACGAUUUCUUGGUACAAAGUGCACGGAUGACUGGAAUGGGAAUAAUAAUCCUAAUAAUAACCGAUAGCUCGUGUGUGUCUGUUCUGUCUAAAUGUGUCAGGCACCUCUGUUAACUUUCUAUGCAGCGCAGUUCUACUUGGUAGCACUGUUUUGUCGUGUGUGCGUGUGAAGCUUUUGAUUGAAAUUCUUUUCCACAUUAAAAAGUCGUAAAGUGCGUACUAGUAUGUGGACCUGCUCUAACAGCUUGUUAUAACUACUUGACGGCAACCAGCAGAUGUGCACUUCAAGUCCAGCUUUAGUUUGCUCAAUAAAGCGGGAGUUCAGAACAUGCAGAGAGAUUCUCCCAUUGCUCAUUCACUGCCAUCCUUCCCAGUUAACAUGGAUAUUUGACUUCUAAAGCCGUCAAUGGCAGUGAAUGUGUUACCAAUGGUUAAAAAAAUAACCAUCGAUUAAUGUAUCAUUAUUCCCAUAGUCAAUCAAGGAAAUGUAUUCUACUCUCAACUGGGUGCAAAAUUCUAAGCAGGUGUCCGCCCCUCCCCCUCCUCAAAGGACACCCACUUCUAUGCCUUUCUGUGACUCUUCCAGUCUCUCUGUAUGUCUCUUGCAACCUGCUGAUGGCUCUGUAGCACUCGAAGCUCGGUUUCCAAUUCAUCCUGUUUGAAGCCCAUCAAUGGCGAGGUACUGUUGAUCAAUUAUUAGUCGUCGUCUCGGUCCCAGGAUGUCAAAAUGUGAACAGCAUAAAAAAAAAAAAAAAGACGUUUAAAUUCCAUUUCAAAUUGAACUGGGAAAUGUAUUGGGCCAUUCAAAAGUUUAGACAAGUUCACUUGUAAAGGUUAUAGUGUAUUUUAGGUUCACCGUUAUACUGCUCUAGGGAGAAAUGGGAGUUAAAAACAUUCUGAUUCUCUCAUUCCAUCAAAAAUAAAAUAAAUCAAGUCAAAUGCCCAACCCUCAUGUUUCCUGUUGAUAUAUGCAUAUCCAAUUAGAGUUGUCUGUUGUGCACACUCGUGGCUUAUUGACUGGAGACCCAAGUUUAUAACGUUGAAAUGUAUUUAUAAUAAAAUGUUUGUUGU